Molecule: messenger RNA, 1293 nt
Organism: Bipolaris sorokiniana ND90Pr
Lineage: Eukaryota; Fungi; Ascomycota; Dothideomycetes; Pleosporales; Pleosporaceae
Exons: 3
Coding region: 82-1125 (347 amino acids)
Cellular component (GO): cytoplasm
Source: RefSeq, a predicted model, not a curated record
CUACCGUCUCCUUCUCGAGCUCAUUGAAUAGCAUAGUAUCUGUUCCCCAUCUUUGUCGCCCAGUUCCUCCCUUAGUCCACCAUGGCACCUCCAGCAUCUCUGCCUACCAAGCCUCUUGGCAAGACAGGACGACAGGUGCCCGCCCUUGGCUUCGGAAUGAUGGGGCUGAGUAUGGCCUACGGACCUACUGGUAAUGACGAAGAGCGCCUGGCGCUUCUGGACCGUGCCUGGGAGCUCGGCUAUACGAAUUGGGACACAGCCAACAGCUAUGCCGACAGCGAGAUUCUGAUCGGAAAGUGGUUCAAGCUGCAUCCCGAGCGUCGCGCCGACAUCUUCCUGGCCACCAAGUUUGGCAUCAAAUUCGCAGUCGACGACAAGGGCGAGUGGAACAUCUCGGCUGACAACAGCCCCGAGUUCUUCAACGAAUGCCUCGAGGGCAGUCUGCAGAAGAUGGGUGUUGAUUACAUUGAUCUCUUCUACGUCCACCGUCUCGACCCCAAGACGCCUGUCGAGAAGACGAUGGAGCUAUUGGCCAACGCAAAGAAGGAUGGCAAAAUAAAAGCCAUCGGCAUCUCUGAAUGCGCCUCCAGCACCAUACGACGAGCCUAUACAGUCGCGCCCGUCGAUGCCGUCCAAGUCGAGUACAACCCGUUCCAACUGGACAUCGAGAACGAGACAGGAACAAACCUGCUCUCCACCUGCCGCGAGCUUGGCAUCACCGUCUUCGCUUACGCUCCGCUGGGUCGCGGCUUUCUAACGGGUCAGAUCAAGAGUACUGACGACUUUGCGCCCGACGACUUCCGCCGCGUCGUGCCGCGCUUUAGCCCCGAGAACUUUGCUAAGAAUCUAGUGCUAGUCGACCGCUUUAAGGCCCUCGCAGAUAAGAAGGGCUGCACGCCGGGCCAGCUGGCGCUCGCGUGGUUGUCGGCACAAGGUGAGGACAUCAUACCAAUCCCCGGCACGAAGAAGGUCAAGUAUAUGGAGGAGAAUGUCGGGGCGCUCAAGGUGCAUCUCUCGAAGGAGGAGGUCCAGGAGAUCAGGGACGAAGUCGAGAAGGCUGAGGUCGCGGGUCACCGCAACCCUCCGGGUGCGUUCACAGAGUAUUCGGUGACUGUCGAGCUUUGAGGUGUCCUAACGAGCAAUAUCCAUCGAAGCUGGUCUGGUGGAUAGAGUAGCUUGAUACUUAAAGGAGCCUUAGAGUUUAGAAAAUAGUUGCACUUCCACGAAGUUUUCUAUAUACAUUACUCAUGUUAAGGUAGAAUACACUCUUUCGCUAAGCUUUAGCUAUUAUGG